This is a messenger RNA of Momordica charantia (bitter melon), 1248 nucleotides long. RefSeq lists its product as uncharacterized. Lineage: Eukaryota; Viridiplantae; Streptophyta; Magnoliopsida; Cucurbitales; Cucurbitaceae. The record is from RefSeq and is a predicted model, not a curated record.
UUUGGAAGGAACCGCCAAAUAGGCUCACUGCGAAGAAAUUCAUCUUCGGCGCCACCGUCGCCGGCGAAGAUACCGACGAGCAUCUGCCGGCCAAUGUCCGUCCGGAACGUACAUAACAAACCAUCCCACCGGCUGAACUGUGUUCGAUUGGAGUUCAGCGGUUGAACUUGCCGGCCAACGCGUCGAGUUGAUCGAAUCUUGUACAUAAAUUUUACCGGACAUCGUUUUCCAUUCUCAUCAGAUUUAUUGAAACGGUCGUUCUUUGAUUCUGUUUGUUUCGAAACCGUUCGAUUCAUUAUUUGUUUUACGUUACCCUAUGACCUCUUAUUGGGAUUUUCUAAAUUUUAUUGAUGGUUAUUGUUUGAAUCGUGCUUCGUAGUUCUGCCUGAGAUAUAUUGUUUUCUGUCACUUUCUUGGAAUUCCACUCGUCGUUGUCGAGUUCUCUUGGUUGGAUUUUAUUCCUUUGUUAUUCUUUUCUGGGCAAUAGGGCCAGAGAAGUGAAUGUUGAUCUCUGAAGCGGGGUUGUAACAGGUAGAAUUUUGGGAUUUUAGGGUCAGGUUUGGUGAAAUAUUGGAUUUGUGAUAUUUUGGUGACUUAGAUUUUCUUUCCCCCCACGAAAUCAUCUCAAAUUUCCUUGAGAAUUCCAUAGAUCCGUCUGUUUCUGUCGGUGUUGAUUGGGGAGCUUUGCUUGGAGUAAUUUGUGGAUGUAAAAGGCUGCCAAAGACGUUAAUGGCUGUAAAUAGACAUUUUGGUUCUGUAGGCUCCGAGAAGGUUGAGGAUCAUGUUAAUGGGGACAGCAACGUUGAAUCAAUGGCAUUAUUGCCACCUCGAAGAGGUGGGAUUUCAAAGAAACUGGAUAAACCGAGGCGAAAAGUGCAGUGGAAUGAUAACAAUGGACGUAAGUUGACGGAGGUAAUGGUAUUCGAACMAAGUUAUGAAAGUGACUCAGAAGAUGAUGAAUCUGAUGCCUGUAUGUGUACUGUAAUGUAAAUUAAGUACCUCGGGUAUCAUUAUGGAUUUCUAGUAGCUAACUCUGAUCUAACCAUAUCGUCGUGGUUUAUUUACUACUUAUCGUGAGGAUGGAGUCCCAUUUGGAGACUGGAGUAGGUUGAACUUCAAGAACUGGAACAGCAUCUAGUUAUUAGCUUCUUCCUUCAGAAAUUAAAGUUCAGACCAACCAAUCUGAGAGGCUUGAAUGCACCAGGUUUUCUUGCAUUUGAGUAUCAGGUUCACUCCGAUUGCAUCUAC